This is a messenger RNA of Cavia porcellus (domestic guinea pig), 3083 nucleotides long. It is a transcript of the gene Rsad2, whose product is annotated as radical S-adenosyl methionine domain containing 2. Lineage: Eukaryota; Metazoa; Chordata; Mammalia; Rodentia; Caviidae. The transcript has 6 exons. Gene Ontology annotation, biological process: defense response to virus; positive regulation of immune response. Gene Ontology annotation, molecular function: catalytic activity; 4 iron, 4 sulfur cluster binding. The record is from RefSeq and is a predicted model, not a curated record. Bases 57 to 1133 code for a protein of 358 amino acids. Gene Ontology annotation, cellular component: mitochondrion; lipid droplet; endoplasmic reticulum membrane.
GUUUUGCACUGUCAUAAAAGGCACAGGGACAGCGUCAGGGUACCAGAGUAGCAGGCAUGGGGAUGCUGGUACCCACGGCUCUGGCUGGGAAGAUGCUGAGUGCGUUCAGGCCGUCCCUGGGCUCUCUCUGGGGCAGCCUGGCCUCCCUGCUCUUUUGGCUGAGAGCAGCACUCUGGUGGCCAGCAGAGGAGAAGGGAUGCAAGCAGGUGGCCGGAGAACCACAGGGGAGCCCGGAGGCAAAAGGGGAGGACAGCACGGUUCCUACCAGUGUCAACUACCACUUCACUCGCCAGUGCAACUAUAAGUGCGGGUUCUGCUUCCACACUGCCAAGACGUCCUUCGUUCUGCCCCUGGAGGAGGCCAAGAAAGGGCUGCUUUUGCUUAAGCAAGCUGGGAUGGAGAAGAUAAACUUCUCAGGCGGGGAGCCAUUUCUGCAGGACCGAGGAGAGUACCUGGGCAAGCUGGUGAAGUUUUGCAAAGUGGAGCUGGGUCUCCCCAGUGUCAGCAUCGUGAGUAACGGCAGCUUGAUCCGGGAGAAGUGGUUCAAGGACUACGGUGACUAUCUGGACAUUCUUGCUAUCUCCUGCGACAGUUUCAAUGAACAUGUCAAUGUCCUCAUCGGCCGGGGCCAGGGAAAGAAGAACCACGUGGAAAAAUUACAGAAACUGAAUGAGUGGUGUAAGCAAUAUAAAGUGGCCUUCAAGAUCAACUCUGUGAUUAAUCGAUUCAACGUGGAUGAAGACAUGAGAGAACACAUCAAAGCGCUCAACCCUGUGCGCUGGAAGGUCUUCCAGUGCCUCCUGAUUGAGGGUGAGAACUGUGGGGAAGAUGCCCUGAGAGAGGCAGAAAGAUUCGUCAUCAGCGAGGAGGAGUUCGAGGCCUUUCUGGAGCGUCACAAAGAGGUGCCCUGUUUGGUGCCUGAGAGCAACCAGAAGAUGAAAGACUCCUAUCUCAUUCUGGAUGAAUAUAUGCGCUUCCUGAACUGCACACAAGGGCGCAAAGAACCUUCCAAGUCCAUCCUGGAUGUGGGCGUGGAGCAGGCGAUUAAGUUCAGCGGCUUUGAUGAGAAGAUGUUUCUCAAGCGAGGGGGGAAGUAUGUGUGGAGCAAGGAAGACAUGAAGCUGGACUGGUGAUCCAGACGGUGGGAGAAGAUGCCCACCCUCCUGCCCACAGAUGGGCACCCGUGGAUCCUCCGUGGAUCCAUCCUUGCUGGAGUCGAUGCCCGAGGCUGGAUCCCCUGCCCUGUGACAGCCCUGGGAACCUAGGGCUGAGAGGGCUGCCCGAGUGCAGACUGCACCUGGGUUUAUUCCACCAGAGCCGCUGUACCAUGGGACAUAGGCAGUGAAUUCCGAAUCCCUUAAAUAGGAUGCAGUCUGAGUCCAUGUGAGAAAAAUCAAUCGCUUCUUUUUGUAGCUGGAAGAAAAAUUCUGCCAGAGGCUCACAUAAUCAAAAUCUUCUUGUGGUGAUACGAAAUUGUGUAGUUUCCUUAGGUAACCUACAUACUGUCUCACUCCUAGAAAACAGUCAUAUCCUGUAAUUAUUUCAAAAAAGCUAAAUCAUUGAUUUUACUUUUUGUUUUGUUUGCCAAAGCAUUUAAUUCAUCUGCAAUUCCAGUGCCUGACAGAAGAGGGCACGUAGAUGUUUGGUUUCAUUCUUUUGUUCCAGAAAUUCUGCUUCAUAAUCUGUUUUCAGGACUCAUUGAUGUUUGAAUUACUGAGUUGUGAUUUUUUUGGAGGACGCAACAUCCCUACCUCAAGUUUUAAGGCUUUAUAGUUCAAUUUACGUAUGAGUGUGUCAUAUUCAAAACAGGAUAGGUUAUCCUGUAUUUUCUACUUUAUGGACUUUUUAAGAGAACAUUGAAUCAGAAAGUCCCUCCUCCCCACUGAUCUUAAGAGGACCCGAGCAAACUGGUCAUAAAACAAAGUGUUCAGCUCACCAAAGGCAUUCCAUGGCGUAUAGCAGGUGCUCACCCAGUGCAAUCAGAAGUCAAAUCCAAAUCUGGGGCCCCAUCUUUUCUAGUUGGAGGAAACUAUUUUUCUUUCCCCUAAGGUACAUAUAAUGCAAGUUAAACAAAAUCACACCUGAGAAAAAACCUACUUUAGCACAUUUUCUAGCUGUGUAUUUUUAUUACAGUAUUGUUUUAUGCAAUGUCAUGAUUUGCAAUGAUUUUGCGAUUAACAUAUUUCAGUGCCCUUCUUUCUUCGAGGGGAAGAGUAGGAACUUUUCCUAUCACAGGAAAACCCAAGCUUGGCUUAUACAAUGUUUUGAGGUUUAUUUUUUCUACUUUUAAUACAAGUGUUAACUUUGUGAAAUACGCUGUUUCUUGGGAAAAUAAAGAAAAAUAUAACUGCUGUAUCUUGUGUGUUAAGGGCAAGUGUUUUCAAUGACUGCUUUAAGUUUGGAGGGUGACACCACGAAAGGAAUUUCAUCUUUAGAAGCCCAGGACAGGUAGUAGGCUAAGGGCCUUGAAAGUGCUCAUUAUCACUGUUGUGAUAAGACAGAUGCCUCUUUUCUUUCAAGUUUGAAUUCCAGUGAGUUUAUUUGGCUGAAUUAUCUAAUAAAAAAGACUCAAGUCUGUUUUUACUGGCAACUGCUGUCUAAUUGUUGCAUAGAUUAAAAUCCCAGUCAGUCAGGCAUGGUGGUGCAUGCCUAUAAUCCCAGCAUUUCUGGGAGGCUGAGGCAGGAAGAUCAUGAGGCAGAGCCCAGCCUAUACAAUUUGGUGACUUUGAUUCUGGCUUGAUAUUAAUUAAUUAAUUAAAGGGCCAAGGAUGUUGCUCAACUUGAAAACUCUGAAGGAAAAGAAAACAAGAAGAAAUAAAUGAAAAGACAGUAAUGAGAAGAAGCCCAAUUUAAGAGAGGCAGUAAAGUUUCUUUCAUCACUAAGAUAUCACACAUCUACUCUUGCUGAAGGGGCUCUGUCCAAUGAGCAAUGAUUACAAAGACGGUUGUGCUGCGGGGUUUGGAAGCCUGUUUUGUGUAGCGAGGUUAUGGUUUGGGCGGGUGCCUGUAUUUCUGUAUGUGGUGCUCUCACACACUGAUCUAAUGUAUGGAUAUGCUGCAGUUUAUUAAAGUCCUUCAAUGCA